AAAUUAGUCCUUCCCUGUCCUCCAUUUCAUCACACAUUCCCUCUCGAUCUGUGCAUCAUAUACGGUGUCGUUUUGUUCGAAGAGGAGCCUCCUAUACUGGUUCUUCUUCCUCCUUUGCCUUAGAUCUGCACUGAUACAAAAGAAAAUGUACGGCUUCGAGGCGUUAACAUUUAACAUUCACGGCGGUUACUUAGAGGCGAUCGUCAGAGGACACAGAUCGGGGCUAUUGACGGCGGCCGAUUAUAACAAUCUUUGUCAAUGUGAAACCCUGGAUGAUAUCAAGAUGCAUCUCUCCGCUACUGAAUACGGUCCUUAUCUUCAAAACGAGCCAUCUCCGUUGCAUACAGCUACAAUUGUGGAGAAGUGUAGUCUUAAACUUGCUGAUGAGUACAAGCACAUGUUAUGUGAAGCCACUGAACCAUUAUCGUCCUUCUUACAGUACUGCACUUACGGUCACAUGAUCGACAAUGUUGUCUUGAUUGUCACUGGAACCUUGCAUGAGAGGGAUGCUCAGGAGCUUCUGGAAAAAUGUCACCCUUUAGGCAUGUUUGACAGUAUUGCUACCCUAGCUGUUGCUCAGAAUAUGCGGGAGCUGUACAGGUUGGUGCUUGUUGACACACCAUUGGCUCCAUACUUCUCAGAGUGCCUCACAUCAGAGGACUUGGAUGACUUGAAUAUUGAGAUUAUGAGGAAUACCCUGUACAAAGCAUAUCUGGAGGAUUUUUACAGGUUUUGUCAGAAACUUGGUGGCGCCACAGCUGAAAUAAUGUCUGAUCUCCUCGCCUUUGAGGCUGAUAGAAGAGCUGUCAAUAUUACCAUAAAUAGCAUUGGCACUGAGCUUACCCGGGAUGAUCGUAGAAAAUUGUACUCUAAUUUUGGCCUACUCUAUCCAUAUGGUCAUGAAGAACUGGCUAUCGGUGAGGAUUUAGAUCAGGUUCGAGCUGUGAUGGAAAAGUAUCCUCCUUACCAGUCCAUCUUUUCUAAAUUGUCUUAUGGUGAAAGUCAGCUGCUUGACAAGGCAUUUUAUGAAGAGGAGGUGAAGAGGCUUUGCUUAGCUUUUGAGCAACAGUUUCAUUUUGCCGUAUUCUUCGCAUACAUUAGGUUGAGAGAGCAGGAGAUUCGGAAUCUGAUGUGGAUUUCAGAAUGCGUGGCUCAGAACCAGAAAUCAAGAGUUCAUGACAAUGUUGUCUUCAUUUUUUAGGCGGCUAUUAGAAAUACUUCAUCUCGCUGUUUGCAUAAUCUGCUGUAAAUUGCUUCUUCAUGGACAGCUUUUUUAUUAUUUUAAGUUGCGGAGAUUGCGCAGCUGCACUUUCUUUUUUAUUUCAGAAUAUGUUUUUUAAAAAUAAGUUUAUUUAAAUUUAUUUUUUAAUGUUAUUUUGAAGGAUGAGUGUUGUGUUCUAAACGAAAAGAUGUUAUUCUUGAAGUGAAUUUGUAUUUGAUGUAAUAAAAAUUGUUGAAGAAUUUUACUGAUACUUA
This is a messenger RNA of Mercurialis annua (annual mercury), 1476 nucleotides long. Its product is annotated as V-type proton ATPase subunit d2. The record is from RefSeq and is a predicted model, not a curated record. Gene Ontology annotation, molecular function: proton-transporting ATPase activity, rotational mechanism. The coding region runs from base 146 to 1201 and encodes 351 amino acids. Gene Ontology annotation, cellular component: proton-transporting V-type ATPase, V0 domain; vacuolar proton-transporting V-type ATPase complex. Gene Ontology annotation, biological process: proton transmembrane transport; vacuolar transport; vacuolar acidification. The transcript has 10 exons. Lineage: Eukaryota; Viridiplantae; Streptophyta; Magnoliopsida; Malpighiales; Euphorbiaceae.